This is a messenger RNA of Haliotis rubra (blacklip abalone), 1580 nucleotides long. Its product is annotated as tRNA methyltransferase 10 homolog A-like. Lineage: Eukaryota; Metazoa; Mollusca; Gastropoda; Lepetellida; Haliotidae. Gene Ontology annotation, biological process: tRNA N1-guanine methylation. The record is from RefSeq and is a predicted model, not a curated record. Gene Ontology annotation, cellular component: nucleus; nucleoplasm. Gene Ontology annotation, molecular function: tRNA binding.
UGUCUGCGUCCACGGUGCGCAUGGAAGUUGUUGAUGUUGUGUUUGAAGAACGAUUUUUUUACAAUAUUGAUGUAACUACCUGUCUGUCAUCAUGAGUGAAACCGACAAACGAGAAGUCGGGAGUGUGGUAAAAGACAAUGUAGAGUGUUCCACAUCCGAAGAUGAACGUGAAAGCCCCGGUUGUUCAGAUGAAGACGAGAAAAUGAAGGGCUUAUCAAAGAGGGCGAGGAAACGACUACUAAAACACAAACGAUGGGAAGAAACAAAAAGUUUGAAAAGAAAACAGGACAAGUUGAAGAAGAAGCGGAAGUUUGAAGAUGCUCGAGAGAGAGGGCAGGAUCUGGGACCAUCCAGGAAAUCCCUGAAGAAGAACUGCAUGCAGAACUCUCGGUGUAAAGUGAAGGCAGUCAUAGACUGCUCCUUCGACGAACACAUGACAGAGAAGGAUGUGCGGCAUCUGGUCCAGCAGAUACAACAUAGCUACUCUGCCAACAGACGAGCGGACAACCCACUUCAGUUCUACGUGUGUGGUAUUAACGGCAAGGCACUGCAGAGACUUGAUCAGAUCGGAGACUAUAAGGGAUGGGAUGUGUACUUCAAGACCGAGAACUACCUGGACCUAUUCCCAAAGGGGGAUGUGGUCUACCUGUCCAGUGAUUCCCCCAAUGUGCUGCAGGAGCUGGAGGAUGACAAGGUGUACAUCAUCGGGGGACUGGUCGACCACAACCAUCACAAGGGUUUGUGUCACCAGCUUGCAGUGGACAGAGAGGUUAGUCAUGCCCAGCUGCCCAUAACAGAAUAUGUGGAAAUGAAGACCCGCAAAGUCCUUACCAUAAACCACGUAUUUGAGAUCCUCCUGAGGUACACAGAGACCAAAGAUUGGAAGAAGGCAUUUUUCCAAGUCCUGCCACAGAGAAAAGGGUUGAAAGAAAAAGAAAAGGAAGACUCACAAGAUGUGCCUAAGAAAGAUCUUUGUGUGAAAGCUGAAACAGUUAACAAUGAAGGCAGUAGUGAUGCAACAAAUAAACAAAUAAAUACGAAUACAAGCUGAUACUGGCACUGAUACUAUCAAGCCAACUUGAAGAAAUCGUCAAACUCCCGUUUGCCUUCAUGAGAUGGACAGCAGUAUGAAAAGGCAAAUAGUGCAGUGCAUAGGGGUAUUUUAUUCUUCAGAUAUUUCUAAAAAUCCACAUUUCACUAUUAUUACUUGCUUGAUUUUUCGGCCAUUGUGACAUCAAUGUCAGAAUGAGGCUCUACAUUUCAACCACUAAUUCAGUUAUGAGGACUUUCAAAUGUGAUCUGUAUUCGAGAAGGUGGUUUACUGGUCAAAAAGGUUGCCCUUCUUAUGAGUGUUGUCAAUUAAUGAGUAUCAUCCUGGCUGUCAUGUUUUGUCCAUGAGGUCGACCUGAUGUGUCAUUGUCGCGACCUGGCUGAUGGUGCGUCAAGGUGCCCUGUGGGUAGACUAAGUUUGACUUUGAUUACACAAUGCCAUUUAGAAAGUGGUCAAAUGUAACAUAUGUUAUAUUUGGGAUUACACUUUCUUAGUAAAGUACAAAUUCUAGUACUUUUUUUGUGUUGAG